This is a messenger RNA of Funneliformis caledonium, 156 nucleotides long. The record is from the annotation of a GenBank genome assembly. Lineage: Eukaryota; Fungi; Glomeromycota; Glomeromycetes; Glomerales; Glomeraceae.
AUGAAAUUUCUUUUGCUUACUGUUGUAAUUUGCCUUAUCUACGCUGUGGCUGCUUCACCGUUAAUUGAAGGAGAAGAGGGGGAGGACCAAGAUGCGUUCCAGAGAAUAGCAGCUGUUCCUACAGUCCAUGCUGUGAUGGACUUACAUGUUCCAACG